Messenger RNA from Pan troglodytes (chimpanzee), 1382 nucleotides. It is a transcript of the gene STX10, whose product is annotated as syntaxin 10. Gene Ontology annotation, molecular function: SNAP receptor activity. NCBI's taxonomy places the organism in Eukaryota, Metazoa, Chordata, Mammalia, Primates, Hominidae. The transcript is spliced from 7 exons. Gene Ontology annotation, cellular component: membrane. Bases 195 to 857 code for a protein of 220 amino acids. The record is from RefSeq and is a predicted model, not a curated record. Gene Ontology annotation, biological process: intracellular protein transport; Golgi vesicle transport.
CCAAGAUGGCUGCGGAGAGGGCGGAAGUGUCCGCACGUCGGGCCUCCGAGGCUUCUCUUUCUCCCCUGGCGGUCCCGCUCUCGAUGGUGGCGUGACGGGGGCGGGGGUGGCGACGCGUUCUCCUCGGUUGGGAGGGAACCAGCCCGCGAACCCAGGCCGGGAGGGGGGUUCGGCCUGGGGGGGAAGGGACUGAUAUGUCUCUCGAAGACCCCUUUUUUGUAGUCCGAGGCGAGGUGCAGAAGGCGGUGAACACGGCCCGCGGGCUGUACCAGCGCUGGUGCGAGCUCCUGCAGGAAAGCGCGGCGGUCGGACGCGAGGAGCUGGACUGGACGACCAAUGAGCUGCGGAAUGGCCUGCGCAGCAUCGAGUGGGACCUCGAGGACCUGGAAGAGACCAUCGGUAUAGUGGAAGCCAACCCAGGCAAGUUCAAGCUCCCAGCCGGGGACCUGCAGGAGAGAAAGGUGUUCGUGGAGCGGAUGCGAGAGGCAGUCCAGGAAAUGAAGGACCAUAUGGUCAGCCCAACAGCCGUAGCAUUUUUGGAGAGGAAUAACAGAGAGAUACUCGCAGGCAAGCCAGCUGCCCAGAAGUCACCCAGCGACCUGCUGGAUGCCAGCGCAGUCUCGGCCACAUCUCGCUACAUCGAGGAGCAGCAGGCCACACAGCAGCUGAUCAUGGAUGAACAGGAUCAACAGCUGGAGAUGGUGUCUGGGAGCAUCCAGGUUCUGAAGCACAUGUCCGGCCGCGUUGGGGAAGAGCUGGACGAGCAGGCAUGCUGGAUGCCUUCGCCCAAGAGAUGGACCACACCCAGUCCCGCAUGGACGGGGUCCUCAGGAAGUUGGCCAAAGUAUCCCACAUGACGAGUGGUGAGUCCCCUCAGGGGAGGGGUCAGUCCUGGUGGGGGCAGGUUGUAGGUGGUACCCUCUCCCCGUGACCCCUGACCUUCUCGUUCCCAGACCGCCGACAGUGGUGUGCCAUCGCCGUGCUAGUGGGGGUGCUUCUCCUCGUUCUCAUCUUACUAUUCUCUCUCUGACCCCAGCCCUCCCUGGCAGGCUGGUCCCUUAAGCCUGGGGAGCCACCAAGCACUUUGGAGCUGGCCUCGCCCCCUAGGAGGAGAGGGUCCCUCCUGGGUAGCUGGAGAGUAGAGGGUCCCGCCUGGGGAGCUGUCCCCAUGGCUCUCCCCUAGAGCCAGUGGGACCCUUCAGGACCCUGGGCUGGAACCACCACCACUGGUCCUGUCUCAAGUGCACUUAGGGGGUGGUGGAGGCAGGGACACCUGAGACACACCUGUCUCCAUUUCCAGUUCCAGGACUCCAAAGCCAUUUGCCCCUGUGCCUUAUACACGUGCCAACCUGGAAAUAAAAUGUCAGCCUUUUUUAUACGUA